Molecule: messenger RNA, 1475 nt
Organism: Pollicipes pollicipes
Lineage: Eukaryota; Metazoa; Arthropoda; Thecostraca; Pollicipedomorpha; Pollicipedidae
Product: cilia- and flagella-associated protein 45-like
Exons: 10
Coding region: 126-1475 (449 amino acids)
Source: RefSeq, a predicted model, not a curated record
CAUCUGUGUUGUUGCAGGUCAUACUUAUGCGGCCAUGGGAAUGCGCGUAGCGACGCAUUGAAAGGUCAGCUGCCCGCAUGUAAAGCGUUUUGCGAAGUCCGGAGAAACCGUCCAGAGACUGCGCCAUGCCGGGACCAGAAAUUCGCCAAGGCUGUCGCGAUGUCACGGCUCGCACAAUCUGCCUUGGACCGGAGAAGUCAACGUACAAGGUUUUCAGAAAGCCCCAGGACAAAAAGGAGAAGAAGCCCAGAGAAAUGCCGAAAAGAAUGCUGGUUACAAGUGACUUGAUCCGGAAGAUUCGUGUCCCCUACGAGAGAGAUCCACAGACAGUCACAAUCAACCAAGGGAAGUUCCAGAAGAUCAGCAGUUCCGCUAAGGUGCUCUCCAAGCAGGAGGUGGAGGCGGCCGAGCGGCGGCGCGAGGAGCAGAAGGACCGCCUCGCGGCCGAGGCGCUGGCCCGCCGCCAGGCGCUCGAGGCCGCGGACAUCGUCCGUGAGUCCAAGGAAGCUGAAGCUGUAGACGAAUUGAAGGAGGAAGCCAGAAAACGCGCCAAAAAUAUCGUGGAUCGCGCGAAAAUAGCCGAGAUGGAGGCUGAUGAAGACAUCAAGCAGAUGAACCAGAUGAUCAUGCAGGCGAAGGUUUACGCUGUCCGAGACGCGCAGGUAGAGGAGAAGAAGGUCAUCGCGAAGGAGAUGAUGGAGGAAGAGCGACGGUUGGAUCACAUGAUGGAACAGGAGCGUCAGCGGGACCUGGCGGAGCAGCAGAGACGCGAGGAGGAGCGGCGCAGGGUCAGGGAGAAGCAGAAGGCCGUCAUCAUCGAGCAGAUCGCCGAAAACGAGGAGCACAGGAUUCUCAGGGCCGAGAAGAAAAACCAGGAAGCUGAAACGAUAAGGAAAAAGAUACGCAAGAUGCAGCUAGAGGAUCUUGAGGCAGACGAGGCAAAGAAGAAAGCGCAACACGAAAUGCACGAAUCUUUGCGAAUUGCCAACGAGGCCAUGGAAGAAAAGAAGAGAAACCAGAAGGAUUUCGCCAAGCUUGAAGAGGAUCAGAUUCGAGAAUACCAACGCCAGAAGGCGGAGCAGGAGGCCAAGUACGAGGAGGAGCAGGCGGCUCUGAAGAAGGCCAAGGAACUCGAGAUCGCGAAGAUGCGGGCGAUGCAGCAGCGUGAGCAGGACAGACUGGCUGGCGAGCACGAGAGGCGAGCGCGCCGCGACAGGGAACGGAUGGAGCGCGAGUGGCGGCGCAAGGAGCUGGAGGAUGCGCGGCUCAAGGCCGAGAACGACGCGGAACUGAAGCAGGCGCGCCACAACCAGGUGGAGCAGCGCGAGCGCCAGGUGGCCGUGGAGGCGCAGCGCGAGCGGGCCGAGUUCUAUCGUAUCCUACAGGCGCAGAAGGAGGCCGAGGCGCUCAGCCACGCCGACGACGCCAUGCACAAACUGCUGUCGCUGAGUACUGAGAAGCACUGGACGGUCUAG